Camelus dromedarius (Arabian camel) is the source of this 6813-nucleotide messenger RNA. RefSeq names its product LON peptidase N-terminal domain and ring finger 2 (gene LONRF2). The coding region runs from base 387 to 2669 and encodes 760 amino acids. The transcript has 12 exons. Gene Ontology annotation, molecular function: protein binding; ubiquitin protein ligase activity. The record is from RefSeq and is a predicted model, not a curated record. Lineage: Eukaryota; Metazoa; Chordata; Mammalia; Artiodactyla; Camelidae.
CGGGGACGCGGUGCGGCCCAAGGAGCGGGGAGAACGCGCGGGCGGAGGGCGCGUGGAGACGAGCGCGCACGCAGACGCGCGCGGAGCCGCCCGGGGCGAGGCGGGAGCGGGGUCGUCACGUUCCGGCGCGCGGCCGGGCUACUCUCUCCAGUGGAGCGGGAUAGGCGCUUCCCGUGGAGGGGGUUCGGCCGCUGGGCUUGCGGCCCCGCGGGGCCCGGCCGCCCACGCCGCGCGGGGGACGUGGCCCCACCUGACGCCCGCCCCGGGCAGUGGUCGCGCGGCUCGCAGCGCGCCACCCUCAGACGCGCGCGGCUCCCGGCGAAUGCGGCGAGCAUCCUUCCUCCGCCGCUCUUCCCUCCGGGCCUAGUCGCCGCGGCUCCUCAGCCAUGAGCCCCGAGCCGGUCCCGCCGCCGCCCCCGCCCCCGUGUCGCGGCGGCGACUGCGGGGAGCCGUUCGCCCAGCGGGCGGAGAAGGGCGACGAGGCCUUCCGCGCGGGCGAGUACGAGACGGCGGCCGAGCUCUUCCGCUCGGCGCUGGCCGGCCUGGCGCAGCCCGACCGCGGCCUGUGCCUGCGGCUGGGGGACACGCUGGCCCGCGCGGGCCGCCUCCCCGAGGCCCUGGGCGCGUUCCGUGGCGCCGCGCGGCUCGGGGCGCUGCGGCCCGACGAGCUGGGGGAGCUGGCAGCCGGCCUGGCGCGCGCUCUGGGCCCGCACGAGCGGCGGCCGCCGGCCGGGAAGGCGGGCCGCGCCCCCGAGGAGGCGCCGAGCCGGGGGCCGUCGGCCUCGGCGCCCUCCGCGCCCCGCGACUUGCUCGGCUGCCCGCGCUGCCAGCGGCUGCUGCACAAGCCGGUGACGCUGCCGUGCGGGCUCACGGUGUGCAAGCGCUGCGCGGAGCCGGGGCGGCCGCCCGCGCGCCGGGUCAACGUGGUGCUGAGCGGCCUGCUGGAGAAGUGCUUCCCGGCCGAGUGCCGCUCGCGCAGGCUGGCCGGCCAGGCGCGGAGCCUGCAGCGCCAGCAACAGCCGGAGGCCGCGCUGCUCCGGUGCCACCAGGCCCUGGACCUGGCUCCUGGUGAUAAUUCUUUGUUGCUGCUGCGAGCAGAGUUAUAUUUAACCGUGAGGAACUAUGAGCAGGCUCUGCAGGAUGCCAGUGCUGUUUGUCAGAAUGAACCUCUCCUGCCUAAGGGACAUCAUGUGAAAGCUCUGGCUCUUUCUGGACUGGGAAGAAGUAAGGAAGUUUUGAAGGAAUUUCUCUACUGCCUCGCUUUAAAUCCCGAGAGUAACCCAGUGAAGAAAGAAGCACAAAAGGUAAUGUGUGAGGUGUUUUUCCCAGCUUCAGAAAACGUGCCUCAAAAUUUAACAUCUUCCAUCCAAAGCAGAAUGUUGAAUGCCAGGUUAAAGGCUCUGUGUCACAGCCAUGUCACCCAGUCUCCUCUGGAGGAAGGUGGUAAUGCAGGGAGUUCUCAGAAUCCAUCUGAGAAACCUGAUGUGUUUAGAAAUACCAGUUCUUCAGUUUUAUAUUUUGUAUUGGGUCUGCACUGCGAAGAGGAUAAGGCAGUGCUAGAAAGCAUCCUUCCAGGCGCUCCCAGCACUGGUUUAAAGAGACAGUUUCCGAAUGACUUGGAGGAUUCACACGACCUGACCGCCCCUGGGAAAGUUCCCAGGACAGAGGCAGAGUCCUCCCCUCAGAGGAACGUGAGCUCUGACAUGGGGGAGAGCGCAGAGCUCCCCAUAGAUGCGGCUGACUUCGAGUGUGCCCUGUGCAUGAGGUUGCUCUUUGAGCCUGUCACGACACCAUGUGGACACACGUUCUGCCUGAAAUGCCUUGAGCGCUGCCUGGACCACGCCCCCCACUGUCCUUUGUGCAAAGAAAAGCUCUCAGAAUUGUUGGCCAGCAGAAAUUUUAACGUAACUACCCUGGCCGAAGAAUUAAUAGUUCGGUAUUUGUCAGAUGAACUGUCUGACAGGAAGAGAAUCUAUGACGAGGAGAUGACGGAGCUGUCAAAUCUGACCAGAGACGUCCCCAUCUUCGUGUGUGCCAUGGCCUUCCCCACCGUCCCCUGCCCCCUGCACGUCUUUGAGCCCCGCUACCGGCUUAUGAUAAGAAGGUGCAUGGAAACCGGCACCAGGCGGUUCGGCAUGUGCUUGUCUGCUGAGCACGCGGGGAUUUCGGAGUAUGGUUGUAUGCUGGAGAUAAAGGACGUCAGAACGUUUCCUGAUGGGAGUUCGGUCGUGGAUGCCGUUGGGAUUAGCCGGUUCCGAGUUUUAAGCCACCGUCACAGAGAUGGCUACAACACAGCGGACAUUGAGUAUCUUGAGGAUGAGAAGGUGGAAGGUUCUGAGUAUGAAGAACUCACCACGCUGCAUGACUCAGUUUAUCAGCAGUCCGUGUCCUGGUUUACUUCACUUCAGGACCACAUGAAAGAACAAAUUCUAAGCCAUUUUGGGUUAAUGCCAGACAGGGAAUUGGAGCCUCAGAGCAAUCCUAGCGGUCCUGCUUGGUCCUGGUGGAUCCUGGCGGUGCUUCCGCUGGAGAGGAAGGCUCAGCUGGCCAUCCUGGGCAUGGUCUCGCUCAAGGACCGUCUGCUCGCCAUUCGGCGAAUAUUAGUCAUCAUCACGCGUAAGAUGAAUAGUCGGCAGGAGCUGGUUACCAGCAGGGAGAGAAAUAACUGACUUUCUCUGUGAGGGUUUCUGGAAGCUGUUGCAUUUUUAUGAGGAGUGCCAGGCAGGGAGGAGUAGCCUCCAUCCGUCCUGCUCUGUAAAAUGCACAUGGUUAGGGCCACAGAAUGGAACACUUAGCAGACACUGACUCCUACUCAAAAGGUAAAAGUCUGCCUGCUGGACUCUGACUCUGUACAAGGUUAGCCUGAAAUUUGAAGGGAGCCUGUGGUUGGCAGACAACCCAAGAAAAUCUCUUUGAAACAGAUGCUUCUGGUGUGCAGUUCACUGAUAACAGGGGACAACCAGGAUGGGAGACAAGUGCUUUAGGUUUUGCACGAAAGAAGACUCGUUCCUAGUAAAGUGUCUUGCGGCUCUGGAUGGGGACAGCAUGCUUUGGUGGGUGGAUGGUAAGAGGGAAAUCACAUUUUUAUCUGAAAGCAUAUUUCUCAGAGGACAGGCUAAUCGAAAAUGUGCUUGGGUUUUGUGUGUCACUGUGACGUUGUCUGUAAAGUUGUCCAGUGCAGGGGCCGACGUUAGUCCUUCCCCGAGAGUAGCAUGGAACCGGACAGAGCUGUGUUUUGUGGCCUGCAGUAGCUCAGAUGUAAAUUGCAUGUUGUAAUCAAAUGAAUAUCAAAUACAAGAAGGUGUAUCUUGGAUAUAGAAAAAUCUGAAGACGGUAUAGUUGACUGGAGGAUAUAUAUUUACACACACGCAGUGAAGAAUCGAUAAAGGGAGCUAAGCCUGUAUGUGCGUUGAGGUGUUAAGAACGCAGCCGGAAUAGUGCAAAGGGUCCCUUGAAAAUGUAACCCUGUCUCAUUAAUUCAGUGGAUGUGAAGCAUUUAGGAAACCGUCAUCUUUCUACACAGACGCACAUUAGAAAUUAGGCCCAUCAGUAAAUUUGAGGUCACCGUCCAGCCACUGAUACAUGAAGACAUUGAAAAGCUGCUUGAAGUGGGUUAUCUGUUUAUGCCAGGAAAACAUACUGGGAGAAUAUUCAGGGAGAAGGAGACGGGGAUGGGAUGUAAGUGUUUAACCAGCUUUUCUCCAACAUCAACCUAAAGAUUAUCUUUGUUUUUGUUUUGAAAAGGAGUUUUAUGAUGAUCAGACUGGGAGUUAUCUAUUAAAAAACCAGUGUGUGCAGUGGUCCCUGUGGGGCAUAUUGGUGGUAUUGAUUGGGAAAACCAUUGGAACCCGAGGUAGUAAGUCGUUCUCGGUGGCCUAACCUAACCAGCUGGUGCAUUUAGUUGGCUGCUUGGUCUGUGAGACGGAUGUUCUUCACCAAGAGAUGGUGAGAACCAGCCUAGAGAAUGAAUCACAGCUUUGAGUUUUGCUCCAUUCAUUCCAGGUGUGUGAUGUUUGAGGUUUAAGAACUGUAUUUAAUGAUACCAGAUGUUGGUGGUUUAUCAGCCCAUCAAGCAUUUAAUUAGAAAGACUUUAUCAUCGCACUUGUUUUUCAUUGUAGGAGUUUUCAGCAGCUGAACUCAGUACCGUCAUGGGCGUGAGCAAACACUGUUCUUGUCUAACUUAGUCAUAAACAGAAAAUGUGAAAGUAUUUUGCAAUCAGAUGCUUCCAGCGCCUCACAGAGUGCUCAGCUGUAGUCAGGCCUGUGUCCUCCUCACCGGUUAUCUGCCGUUUUAUCAAUCCUUGAAUCUUGCGAGAUAAUCCACGUACAAAGAGGGCAGCUGGAGCAGGCUGACUGGCCUCGUGUACUGUAUGGAGCCCCAGGUACCAUAAGAAGAGCUUCCAAAUGGGCUGCAAAGUCUGCCACAGAUUCAUCUUUGUCCACAUGACUGUGUGAUAGAUGAAAUCAGUGAGGGAGGAAAGACUAGGGAUGGCUUGGGAAAGAUCGGUUCCUGUUUAGUGAGCCCGUUGGUGGAAUAUCAUCCUUGGGGUUUUGCCAUUUGUUUCUUGCAUCCGUCUGGGGCUCCCCCAGGUCCUACCAGCACGUGUACAAGCUGUCGAAGACCCGGCAGCCCAGGGUCACAGGCCCAGAUGAAGGACUAAGUUCUUCCAAAAAAAACAACCUUGGGGAUUCCUCCCCAGGUUUAGAAAAUUCUUUUACCGCUCUUAGUUCAGUCUUUGCCCAAGGGGUGAAGGACACCUGAGGAGCUCCGUCCGCAACCUUGGGUAGUUAUAUGUUAAGUGCCAUUUGUCUGAGAGUCUCUUUGGAGUGGAAAGGCAUCUCAGACGGAGCAUUAGGCAAAUGUGAGCGCUCAGGUGAAAAGGGGUCGGGGGUGGGGCAGUGAGAGUCACAGCCGUCGUCACGUCUGUCCUGUCAUUGUUUUUAGGCACCUUUUUUGUCCUUAGCCUUUAAUUUUUCUUUAUCCUUUUGUAACAAGUCUUUUAAUGAAGCUGUUUUGGAAUCUUGAAAUGUUCUGUAAGCUCCUGCUACCGAUUAAAAUCAGCGUCUCAUUCUGUCAGUCCAGUUUGGGGUCCUUCGCUCUCUAGUGUAUUUCUUUUUUUUUUUUUAAUUUUUUUUUUUUUUUUUUUUUUUUGUUACAAAGGCGUUUAGUUUGUUCUCCUCAUCAGCAUCACUGAUAUUCUCAUGGUUCACAUUUCCCAGUACGGCUCCUCUUCUUACAGUAGUUAAUGUGCUCUCUCACUUAGGGCCCGGGGAGGGGGGCUCGGCCCAGGGCAGGGAGGGCGGGCCAUCUGUCCUGCGUGGAAGAGGUGCGGGUGAAUGGGCGGCCGGGGGAGGCGGAGGGGCCCCCCCCACAGUCGUUUUUGCUUUGGUCAGUGAUCCUCCACUUAUGCUCCUUCCUGGCUGCCCGGGGCGGGGGUCCACGCAGCUCAGGGUUGGGCAGGGUGGGGAAGGGGGAAAGAAAAGCAGCAGGCGGCCAAGGAGCAGGGAGGGCAGGGUGGGGGGGGGGUGCAGGGGUGGCCCCUGGGGUAAGGCACAACCCUGUCUUUGGCUCUCCUGGUGAGGAGUUUCCUCCCCUGCACCCCUGCCCAGCUCCUCUCUCCACCCCUCACCCCCCCCCCGACCCCUCUACACACAGUCCCGGGGCACCUCCUGGGGUUCCUGAAAUGAGAGGGCUCUGCCACCCACCCAGUGCUGCAGGAGCUUGGAGAAGGAAUAGGGGCGAGCCCCACCCGAGGACAAGGCAGGGAGGGGCUGGGCAGGGGCCUGCCUAUGGCAAGGGGGUUGGGAGGGAGAAGACCCCAGUCCCAGAGAGCUGGCCCCCGCUAAGGCCUGGAAAGAGGGGAGCGCCUGGGGACUCCUGCUUCCUUUUGGGGUCUGGCUGGUGCCCUAGCCCACCCCUGGGCGUCAGUUGUCCCGGCGGCUUGCCAAGUGACCCAGGAUAUUGUGCUUUGGGAUUGAUGCUGGGGUGGGGUGUCUAGGCCAGGAUGAAGGGCAGGGGAGGUGCGACUAAGGUGCUUGUGCUUUUGCUGGGGGUGUCCACUCCCCCCACACACUCGGGCCGGCUGAGGGGUAGGUGCCGGGGCCAGGAAAGCAGAGUGAUACUCGCCACCCUUGCAACAAGUAGAUGUCAGGAAGGACCCCCUACCUGCAGGCUGGCAAGGGCUCCUGGGUAAGGGGGAAGGCCUCCAAGUCAGAUUCAAAGGUCCAGCUGGCACCUACUCCACCUCCCAUAAUCCCCCUGCCUCUAGAAAGAGAGAGAGAGGCUGCUGGGAGCAGUGGGCUGGUCAGACUAGGGAGGAGACAGAAGACAAGGGCCAGAGACAAAAAUGUGAAAUUGCUAAGAAAUGACGCCCUGUGUGUGUUGGGGGGCUGGGGGCGGGGAGGUAAAAAACAGAAUCCUUUGAGUUCACAAAUAAAACUCAAAAAAACAAAACCACUCGUGGAGCUGGAAGAGGCUAGGAAGAGAGGAAUGGUAAAAGAAAAAAAUUCCGCAAUCGCUAACAAUGGAAGUGGGCUUGGCCCUGCCAGGAACUGGGCUCAGCCAACUGACCAAAACCAGGGAUGCCCUUCCAGUGUAGCUCCGUGGGGGACGCAUCAGGGGUGAGGGGGAGCUGGCCAGACCCACAGGAGCCCAGGCAGAGCGGGGGUUGGGACCCCACCUUGGAAACGCAAGCCCACACCCCAUAUGCACGCGCCUGUCCCCGGCCCCCUACCCCAGGGACCGAAGGGAACAUCAGAUACGGUCCUGUUGGUUUCCAAAAUAAAAGGAAUCUUAUACUUCACUAUUUCAU